Molecule: messenger RNA, 2651 nt
Organism: Xyrauchen texanus (razorback sucker)
Lineage: Eukaryota; Metazoa; Chordata; Actinopteri; Cypriniformes; Catostomidae
Product: transcription factor Sox-9-like
Exons: 3
Coding region: 220-1587 (455 amino acids)
Biological process (GO): positive regulation of chondrocyte differentiation; oligodendrocyte differentiation; heart development
Cellular component (GO): nucleus
Molecular function (GO): RNA polymerase II cis-regulatory region sequence-specific DNA binding; DNA-binding transcription factor activity, RNA polymerase II-specific
Source: RefSeq, a predicted model, not a curated record
CCACAAUCAUGUUCAUGCGGGAUUUCCUCUCACAUCAGUGACACUUGGCGUCCUGUAUGAGUUUUUUUUUUUUACCCGUGACAAGCAGGUCUCAUCGUUUUGAGGGACUUUGGAGAUCUUUGGACACUUGGAGAUCUUUGCGCAGGAGCGCAGUAAACUCAUCUGAACACCAGCCAGAGGAUUUUAUAUCACUAGAGUUUCAUCCACUCACUCAUCUGCAUGAAUCUCCUAGAUUCCUACCUGAAGAUGAGCGACGAGCAGGACAAGAGUCUCUCCGACGCGCCCAGCCCGAGCAUGUCCGAGGAUUCGGCCGGCUCUCCGUGUCCGUCAGGAUCGGGCUCCGACACCGAGAACACCCGACCCGAGCAGAACCUCCGCGAGUAUCAGAAGGACGAGGAGAACAAGUUCCCCGUGUGUAUCCGGGACGCGGUUUCGCAGGUUCUGAAGGGCUAUGAUUGGACCCUGGUGCCCAUGCCGGUCCGCGUGAACGGCUCCAGUAAGAGCAAACCGCAUGUGAAGAGACCCAUGAACGCGUUUAUGGUUUGGGCUCAAGCCGCGCGGAGGAAACUGGCGGACCAGUAUCCGCAUCUGCACAACGCCGAACUCAGUAAAACACUCGGGAAACUCUGGAGGUUAUUGAAUGAGGGAGAGAAGCGUCCAUUUGUGGAGGAGGCCGAGCGCUUGAGGGUCCAGCACAAGAAAGACCACCCCGACUACAAGUACCAGCCCAGACGGAGAAAAUCUGUGAAGAAUGGCCAAAGUGAAUCUGAGGACGGAGAACAGACCCACAUCUCACCCAACGCCAUCUUCAAAGCCCUGCAGCAGGCCGACUCUCCUGCGUCCAGCAUGGGUGAUGUGCAUUCCCCAGGAGACCACUCAGGCCAAUCCCAAGGCCCACCCACGCCUCCCACAACCCCCAAAACAGACCAGCCAUCCAGCAAAGCAGAUUUAAAGCGUGAAGGCCGCCCUCUGCAAGAGGGCAUCGACUUUGGGGCUGUAGAUAUCGGUGAGCUGAGCAGCGACGUCAUCUCCAACAUGGAGCCGUUUGAUGUCAAUGAGUUUGACCAGUACCUGCCUCCACAUGGACACCCAGGGAUGGCGGCUGCCAAUGGUGCCCAGGUGUACUCCAACGGCUAUGGGCUCAAUAGUCAAGUGGGAGGAGUUCCAGCACACAGCUGGGUCUCCAAACAACAGCAGCAGCAGCAGCACUCGUUGAGCACAAUGGCCAACGGCAGCGAGCAGGGCCAAAGCCAGCAGAGAACCCAAAUCAAGACAGAGCAGUUGAGUCCGAGCCACUACAGUGAGCAGCAGGGCUCACCGCAGCACGUCACCUACGGCUCCUUCAACCUGCAGCACUACAGCACCUCAUACCCCUCCAUCUCCCGCACGCAGUACGAAUACACAGACCACCAAAAUCCCUCUAACUCAUACUACAGUCAUGCCACAGGGCAGAGCUCCGGUCUCUACCCCACCUUCAGCUACAUGAGUCCCAGCCAGAGGCCCAUGUACACCCAGAUCGCAGAUACGACGCACAGUCCACAGCACUGGGAGCAACAGCCGGUCUACACCCAACUUUCCAGACCAUAAGAGACUCCAAUCCAGAUAGCCCGUUUCUCUGGAAAAUGCUGGAGUUCUUUAAACAUACUGGAACGAAUGGAACGGCUCCUGACAGUGCCUUUUAUAAAUUGCUUGGAAUUGUGAUUAUAUUUUUCUAGAUAUAAUGAAGCAAAAGAGAAAUCCUCUGUGAGGACAUAUUCAAUAUAAUUAUUUUAGUAUGUACUGUGUAUGUGUUACCUGUUUUCUCAGUUUGUUUGAUUUGGGGAUUUAUACAUUUGCAUAGGGAGAAUAAACAGUGUUCUCCCUUUUCACUGAUGUUAUUUUUGUAGAGACAGUAGAAAAUUACAACUUUAACUCUCCUGAUAUUUUUCUCUUAAUUGUGUAUAUAUAUACUAUAUGUUUGGGGGUCUCCUAUGAACAUUAUGAAUUGGGAAAAUGUGAGUUAGUUUGUGGUAAUUGUUCAAUUGACUGCACAAACAGAUGUAUAGUCUAUAUUGUAAUACUUCUAUAGUCUGUGCCUAAGUUUAGCCACAGGUGUCUUGUCAGAGUUGCCAUAUCCAUCUGUGCCUAGAGAUCUCACCCUCUGUCUUACCGCUGAAGGAGGAACAGGAAGUGCCCUUUGACCUGAGCCUCCUUUGUAGGUCAUUAUUGGUCAAAUUGUCAUUCCUACUGCAGCCAUCGGAUCUUAACAUCUUUAAUUUAUUCAUUAGUAUUAAUUUUACUUGAAAGUUAUACUAUUUGUGUUUUAUCAUUUACUUUGGCUAAUUUGUGAUAAAAAGCUUAAUGUUUUACUGAGAUGAUUACUAUUUAGUUGUAGUGCAAACUUUAACCAUCUCCUUUAUUUAUCAUGUGUAAAUGUUUCCAUUGAAAAUGUUCUUUUGAUAAUCUAGUUGAGUACAGAUGACUUAUAAUUGUGAUGAAACUUGAUCAAAUGUUUAAAAACAAACAACUGGAACUUAUCUCUUUAUUUUUAAUUUUUAUUUUAUUUCAUCCGAAAAGAAAAUGUUGACUUCUGCAGGCUGUUGGUAAUAAGAUAUGUCCUCUCUAUAAAAACACCAGCAUUGUAUUGUAAAAAAAAAAAAAAAAAAAAACAA